Molecule: messenger RNA, 417 nt
Organism: Suillus subaureus
Lineage: Eukaryota; Fungi; Basidiomycota; Agaricomycetes; Boletales; Suillaceae
Exons: 2
Coding region: 1-417 (138 amino acids)
Source: RefSeq, a predicted model, not a curated record
AUGCUCAUUGCCAACGAGAUUCUUUAUCCUAAGGCUUCUCAUAUGCAGCCCAACCAACUAAUGGACAUGCCCAAGUUCAACCUUGGAUCAUGGCUGUCCAAGAAUACUGACAAUUUUUCCUUGUCAUACUUGAAGAGAGUUUCAUCCAAGUGUUCUUGUUCACAUACACCCAUGCUCUUGGAUUCUUCUGACUCCAUCGAUUCAGUGUCAGACAGUGGCUCAUCUACUUUGACUGCAAAUCUAUCAGAAGACUCGAAGAUACCCAAGCCCCCUGGUGAACCUGGUUGUCCAGGGCAUGGAGGAUACAUGCUCCAUGAGACUUUAAACUGGAGUCCAAAGGCAUACAUGAAGUUUAAGAAAUUUAUGCACCACCUCAUUGAGGAGCAUCUCGAUGCCAUGAAGUGUGCCUCUUCUUAA